Plasmodium inui San Antonio 1 is the source of this 285-nucleotide messenger RNA. RefSeq lists its product as hypothetical. The record is from RefSeq and is a predicted model, not a curated record. The coding region runs from base 1 to 285 and encodes 94 amino acids. NCBI's taxonomy places the organism in Eukaryota, Apicomplexa, Aconoidasida, Haemosporida, Plasmodiidae. The transcript has a single exon.
AUGAUUCGGAAAAAUCAUAUCCCUCACAGAAUUAUGAUCGUUUUAAUGGACCGUAUAAUUGAUUCGAUGCAAAUGAAAAUUAAAAAGAGCAAUAUAAUAGACCAGAAAAGGGGGAGUAUCCAGAUCAACUGCUUAAUGCAUAAAAAACUGUAUGAACCGUAUGGCCCUAACGUAAAUGAUUCAAAAUGUCAGAAUGGUUAUAAACCACAAUGCGCACCAGACAUUAUUCCCCAUGCUGAGAAGCAUCUUGAUAUGAUGAGAGGACGAGGUCAUUAUCAUCAGUAA